GAGAGAAAGAGAGAGCUGAUGGAUGAUUGGUUGGGUUGGGGGGGGGGGGGGGGGAUUAGUGUUUGGAGUUAAGCAACAACUGACCACCAUUUUUUGAAUAAUAAUGCAAUUAGGAAAUGUUGAUUAAUAAUUAACGGGGGUUCUCACUGCUAACUAGCUAUACCUAAAUUGGACGCUUGGUCUCUCCGCCGUGCCUUCCUCCGUUUACGGCAGCUGGCGGCCGGCCGGUUGUAUAACGGCAACCGUACUUAUUCCCUCGUUGACCCAGUGUUUCCCGGGGAGUCAACAGAAAACGACAGAUGUGAAAUUCCAUUAAUCUCGAUACUAAUGAGGAAACAGAGUGGAAUAAAUUAAUGGACAAAUGAUUGAUUGAUAGUUGCUUGCAUGGUUAUCAGCCCGCGGGCUGACUGGCUGGUCAACCCAUUUUGGCCGAUCCGAAGUUCUAGACAGGCGAAUAAAUCCGCUCAACAAUUGGAUCCAAAGUCAACCCGUUUCUGUUCGCAUAGGGCUGCAAAUGAGCCGAGCUGAGCCGAGUUUUAUCCCAGUUUGAACUUGACUCGUUAACAAAUGAGUUGAGCUUGAGCCCGAGCCAUUUAUUAACGAGCCGAGUCGAGUCGAGUUCGAGCUAGGUUUGUUUACUAAAUUCUUAGAUCGUAUUUAAUACAUUCAUUUUUUAUGUCGUGUAUGGUACAUGUGGUUGAUGUAGCGAUAAAAAAAAUCAAAUGUUCAACAUUAAUCAAUCUUAUAUUAGUAUUUAUAGGUGUCAUAUAUUGUUUAGUUAAUAAAUUUUAACUAGUUCAAAUCAUGUUAUUUCAUAGUAUCGAAACAAUUUUAUACAUAAUUUCUUUAUAGAAUUAAAAAUAAGGCAUAUUUUCUUACUUGUUCAACAUGUUAAACUUCACAUGAUGUGAGAUAUAUAAUUUAACAAUCCUAUGAAUUAUGAAAGUCCAAAUUAGAUCGAUUAGUCCAUAAGUCAGUGAUCAAGUUGGCCCUCAAACCACAAUGUUGAAACAUAUCACGAGCUCUAAAUGAGCCAACUUACGAGUUUAGCUCAACAAGAGCUAGCUUGCGAACUUCACGAGUUGAACAAAGCUAGGAUCAAGCUUGGCUGGUCAGUAAAUAAAUCGAGUUUCAAACGAAUUUUUCCCGAUUCGAACCUCGAGUUGCUCGCGACUAGUUUGGCUCAUUUGCCGCCGUAUGUUGGCAUGGUAGCCAUUCCCGCCUGACCUGGGGUCGCAUUUGAAGGUCCAUUAGUCCCUCAGGGUCCAUUGUGGUGUCAUCGACCAAGGAACACACGCAUGCGAUGAGACUCUAGUGUAAUUUCAACCACAGCUCGCAACGGCAUCCUCAGCCGACGACUUCAUUUUCGGCCAACCGCAAGGCUCAAGUGAGACCCUUGGCACGCCGGAGUCGCUACCGGACUCCGCCAUUAACCCUCUGAAACUCCAUGGCAUUAGCAGCAACUCCUCCACACACUUCACUCUUCUUUCUACUCCAUCUCUGCCUCUUGCUCCCCCCUGCAGCUGCAAUUACUUUCCACAAACCAAACUUCGACCCAAACGACGACUCCAUACUCUGCAGCGGAGGAGCCAGAGCAAGCUCCGGCACCGUUAAAUUGACCAGUGCCCACUACGGGAUCGAAGUCAGCCACGUCACCUACGCCGAAGACGUCCCGCUCUGGAGCUCCGCCACCGGGGAACUCUCCGAUUUCAACACCCGCUUCUCAUUCUCCAUCGACGCCGAGAGCGCCUACCCAUCGGGAAUCGCCUUCUUCCUCGCACCCCUAGGGUUCCAACCGCCUGAAAAUUCCGCCGGCGGGUACAUGGGUCUCUACAACUACACCGACAGGGUUCAUCCCCCGGCUGGGAAACAGCUGGUUCAUGUAGAAUUUGAUUGCUUCCUGAAUGGUUGGGAUCCCCCGUUCCAGCACGUCGGAAUCAACAACAAUUCGCUUGCUUCCAUGGUGGUCGCCCCUUGGAAUUCCAGUUCGCCGCCUGGCGGUACGGUCAUGAUUGAUAUCAACUAUACGGCCAGUACCCACAAUCUCACUGUGGCGUGGGAGUGUGAGAAUGGUCGGAAUUCGAGUCUUUGGUAUGUAAUUGAUCUCAGGGAGGUUCUUCCCGAGUGGGUGAUGAUAGGGUUUUCGGCGACCAACAAUGAUUAUUCCGGAGAACAGGAGCUUCUAUCCUGGGAUUUCUAUUCCGAUCUGCAGAUGAGGAACACCGAUCGGGAAAGAAAUUCCGUGAACAGGAAAUUGAUAGGCAUUGUUCUAGUACUGGCAGGCAUUGCCAUAGCUGCCAAAUUGGCUGCAUUUGUCUUUCUGCAGAUGCGUAGAAAGAGGGGAAGAGCUCACAAGGGGAUGAAUUCAUUGUCCAUGACUGAUGAAUUCUCGAGAUGUUCAGGUCCCAGGAAGUUCACUCACACUGAUCUUGUAUCAGCUACCAACAAUUUUUCGCCGGAUAGGAAACUGGGGGAAGGUGGGUUUGGAGCUGUUUAUAGAGGGUGUCUUAGAGAUGAUUCAGAUACGGCAGUUGCUGUCAAGAGGAUAUCCAGGGAUUCUAAACAAGGGAUCAAGGAGUACACGACUGAAGUCAUGAUCAUUAGCCGUCUGAGGCAUCGGAAUAUUGUUCCACUGAUCGGUUGGUGCCACGAAAAGGGCGAGCUCUUGCUUGUUUAUCAGUUCAUGCCAAAGGGUAGCCUUGAUUCUCACCUUUUUGGUGAGAACAGUCCUCUCCUGUGGUCUCAAAGAUACAGCAUAGCUAUGGGGCUGGCUUCCUCCUUGCUCUACCUUCAUGAAGAAUGGGAACAAUGUGUGGUCCAUCGCGACAUCAAAGCAGGUAAUGUUAUGCUGGAUUCCGGAUUCAACGUCAAGCUUGGGGAUUUCGGGCUGGCUCGAUUGAUCGAUCACGAGCUACACCCUCGAACCACCAAGUUGGCUGGAACGAUUGGCUACAUGUCGCCUGAGUACAUCAGCACCGGAAGGGCGAGCAAGGAAUCGGAUGUGUAUAGCUUCGGGGUGGUUUGUUUGGAGAUUGCUACUGGAAGGAGGGUUGUUGAUUACAUUGAGGAUGGAUUGGAAAUGAGCUUGGUGGAAUGGGUUUGGGAACUGUAUGGGAAUGGGAAUCACAGUGUCGCCAUUGACAAGAGGCUGGUGGAUUUCGACGAGAGGGAAGUCGAAUGCUUGAUCGUUGUGGGGUUGUGGUGUGCUCAUCCUGAUUCCUGCCAGAGGGCGUCGAUCCGGCAGGCGAUUCAGGUUCUGAAAUUUGAGCUGCCAUUUCCAUGUCUUCCUGAGAAGAGACCGUUCCCUGUGUUUCAUGUGCAUAGGCCAGCAGAGAGUGAAGGUUCUGACGAACCUUUGUUAUCACAUUCGAGUACUGAAUGUGAUAGCAGUUAAAUAUUGAAGGUAUGUAUGUUCAAUUGUUCAUCCAUUCUGGUUUAUCAUAUAUUGCUUAGGUUCCACAUUUUUUUGUUUGUUUUCUAAAUCGAUAACAGCCAGCACAGAAAUUGAAGCCUUGUCAAACUUUCUUGGUUCAAAUUCAUUUAAUAGCAUGAAACAAUGAAUAUAAACAUAAGCUUUGAACUCGAUGAGUCUCCAGUACUUUCUGACAAUCGGUAGGUUGAAUUUGGUUCAAUCAGUUCUGGUCAUGAAAUUGGUGUGAAUAUCGUCGAUAUGACCGAUAUGAUAGAUUUUUGGGCUUAUAAAAGUGAAUUUGGUUAGUAAAAGAUUAAUUUGUGAUUGAUUUCUUGAUUUUAAAAGUUAAAUAUUGAUGUUAUUUGUUGGAUUCAUGUACAAAAAUUUGAGUGUAAACGCGUUAGAUGUUGUAUUUAAAUAUGAGCAUUUGUUACUUUAUUUGGAAUCUUGUAUUUUAUUUGAAGAUGAAUAUUAAUCGUAAGUAAAUUAUAUUCAAAUAUGUUUUAUAUGUGUUUAAAUUCAUUUCAUGUUAAUGAUUUUUUCAUAUCUUUACAUAUUUUAUUAAACCGGCAUGCGCCUACGUAAACCGAUUGUACCACAGGUCGAACUAUACCACUUGCUUAACCGUGUAAUCGUAUAAACCGGUUUGACAACUUUGCAAAUAUUUCAUGUAACGAAAAAAAAUAAAGAAGAAAAAAAAUCUGACAUAAUUUCAACUUUAUUCUUUGGAAUACCAAUUGAUUUGAUACAAGGAUCAAUCAUUUUGGUAGUUUCAUCACAUCACACCACUAGAGGUGGCAAUUAGAAUCCAAAUGCAUCCACCAAAUUAUCCAACUAAUCCAAUCCAUUUAAAUCCAAUCCAUUUGAUCAAAAUCCAAUUGGAUUGGUGGAUUCAUGGAUCAAUCCAUGGAUCCAAAUGGCAAAUUACGAUUUGGUACCUAUAUUUUUUAUAUUUUGGUACCUAAAAUUUAUAUUUUUAUACGGAAAUAUCAUUAGAAAAUUACAUUUUGGUACCUAAAAUUUUUCAUUAUGACAUUUUAGUACCAAAACUUUUCAAAAUUUCCAUUUUGGUCCAAGCCUUUGAUGUCAUUUGGAUUCAUGGAUCAAUCCACCAAUCCAUUUGAUCCAUGGAUCCACCAAUCCAAUCCACGAAUCCACAAAUCCGAUCCAAUUGCCACCUCUACACACCACUCAAAUGAGUUUAUCGUGAUGAAGUAGUAGAAUUGGAAACCUUUGACAACAGAAAAAAGUAGUAGAAUUGGAAACCUUGGCCACUCCUUGCGGUUGAGUCAAGGAAGGAUUUAGAAUCGUAGGAAAAAUUGGAAAAAAGGUAACGUAGGAAAAAAAUUGAAGCUUGACGAAUUGGGAUUCCCAGAUUCCAAAAUUUCCACAUUCAACAAACGUCACAAUUACGACCAGACUCAUUUGAAGAAAGACGAGAUUAGAGCAAGGCCGCCGGCCGGCCGGUCGGCCGGUCAUUCAGUCGAGAAUGUUCCCCUCCACGACGCGUCGCGGGGAUGCAACGCAGAAUUGUCAUUCCUUUCUUUUUCUUCUGGGAUAAGCUACACAUUUCCAGAAGCUCCAAACGCGGCCGCCCCCCUCCACUACUCUAUAUAAAUCCAAGCAAACCAGAGAAAAAGAGACCAUUCAAACCAUCGUCUGAUCUUCAAAUAAGCUGAUCCAUCGCCGGGAAGCCAGAGAAACAAAUCAAGCCACUGAGCCAGCAAAAUUUUUUUUGUUGUUGCAGCGAGGGGUUGUGCUGAAGCUUAUCAGGUCCUAAAUCAUCUUUCCUUGGUGUGACGGUAAUCUGCUCGAGAUGUGUUUGGUGUUCGUGUGCGACGAGGACGAGAGGGUGAUAUCGAGGCAGCCGGCGCCUGGGGCGUGCCCUUACUGCGGAGGGAUGGUGCAGGCCGCAGACGUCCAGAGCCAGUGGCGUUUCUGUUUCCUGCCGCUCUACUUCAAGACCAAGCGCAAGUACUUCUGCUCUCUGUGCACCAGGCGCCUGGUCGUUCAAUGACACCUUAAAACACUUGUUCAUUCUCUAUGUAUAUAAGACGUACACGAAUACCAUCACCGUAAUUAGGCCUCAGCUGUCACUAAUUAUUUCGUUUGCCAUGUUCCAUUCGAUUCUACGCUAACCGAACCCGGAUCAAUGAAUCGUCGAUGAUCCGAUCAUGCAAAGCAUCAUGAACCAUAGGGACCGAAAAACAAACCGCGUCAGGAAGUACUGGGUCUAUUAGGUGAAGCUCCUACGCAGUGUCGAACUGUGUACCCAACCUAGCUAGUCCCUCUUUCAAAUAACCGAGAGAAAAGGAGAAGCAAAUCCUCGAGGUUUAAGCAGGGAAGACACUGAACAAUGUGCGCGUAAUCAACAUUCUUCUGUCGGCAUCCUAUGGAUUCACAAAGUCGAGAGAUCAAGCAGCAGAUUCUUUCUUCGAGACAGCAAUCACGUUGAAGUUGAGCGACUCGGGAUUCUUCUGAAUCAUUCCCUUUAUGACUUUAGCGGAAUCCUG
This is a messenger RNA of Linum trigynum, 5925 nucleotides long. NCBI's taxonomy places the organism in Eukaryota, Viridiplantae, Streptophyta, Magnoliopsida, Malpighiales, Linaceae. The record is from the annotation of a GenBank genome assembly.